GCCUCCGCCCCGCCACUUCCGGCGUCUCCGUUAGGAGCCGGGUGGGCACAGGGUGGGGGCUAGGGUGCCGUCCAGCUCCCGGCCGGCGCGUGAGGGUCUCGGACCCGAGCCCGGGAGGGACGUUGGGGCGGGACGACCCUGAGCCGCGCAGCCCGCAGCCAUGGAGCAGGACGAACCGGGCGAGGCGCUGACGGAGCUGCGCGAGCGGCGGCUGGGCGCGCUGGAGCUGCUGCAGGCGGCGGUGGGCUCAGGCCUGGCCGCCUACGCCGUGUGGGCGCUGCUACUGCAGCCCGGCUUCCGCCGUGUGCCGCUGCGGCUACAGGUGCCCUAUGUCGGUGCGAGUGAGCGGCAGGUGGACCACGUGUUGUCGCUGCUGCGAGGUCGGCCGGGAAAGAUGGUGGACCUGGGCUCUGGCGAU
Messenger RNA from Neomonachus schauinslandi (Hawaiian monk seal), 418 nucleotides. Its product is annotated as adenine nucleotide translocase lysine N-methyltransferase-like. The record is from RefSeq and is a predicted model, not a curated record. The transcript is spliced from 2 exons. The annotation marks the transcript as partial. Lineage: Eukaryota; Metazoa; Chordata; Mammalia; Carnivora; Phocidae. Gene Ontology annotation, cellular component: mitochondrion. Gene Ontology annotation, molecular function: protein-lysine N-methyltransferase activity. Gene Ontology annotation, biological process: positive regulation of proton-transporting ATP synthase activity, rotational mechanism; regulation of mitochondrial ATP synthesis coupled proton transport; peptidyl-lysine trimethylation.